AUGCCAACCGCUGUCCUACAAGAAUAUGCCCUUGGUUAUGAACUGCCACGAUGGGUUCACGAGCACGAUGCACUCAAGAUCGUCUCACAGGAGUGUGCAAAUAUUGGUGGCUUGGUGAAUGACGUCCUGUCCCUACAAAAGGAAUUUUGUGAUGAACAAAUUGAGAACAUUGUGUUGUUGUUUGCGUAUCACUACAACCUUAGCCUGGAAAACGCCAUUAAGAAAGCUCUCGAAACAAUCAAGGAGCGCUUUGCGCUUUGCACAGCAGCUGAAGCCAGUCUGCCAAUUCCAUCCGGUGAUUCUAAGCUCGACGCAGAUAUAUUGAAGUAUGUUGAGGGUUGCAAGGAUGUUGUUGUUGGUACAGUGUAUUGGGCUUACCACUGCGAAAGAUAUUUCAAGAAAGCACAGGUUAAUAGUGACCUAGAGCUUCAGCUUAAUCUGUUUGUCGACUAA
Messenger RNA from Aspergillus viridinutans, 453 nucleotides. RefSeq lists its product as uncharacterized. The record is from RefSeq and is a predicted model, not a curated record. The transcript is spliced from 5 exons. The coding region runs from base 1 to 453 and encodes 150 amino acids. Lineage: Eukaryota; Fungi; Ascomycota; Eurotiomycetes; Eurotiales; Aspergillaceae.